Molecule: messenger RNA, 1487 nt
Organism: Coregonus clupeaformis (lake whitefish)
Lineage: Eukaryota; Metazoa; Chordata; Actinopteri; Salmoniformes; Salmonidae
Gene: gpr141
Product: probable G-protein coupled receptor 141
Exons: 3
Coding region: 360-1292 (310 amino acids)
Biological process (GO): G protein-coupled receptor signaling pathway
Cellular component (GO): membrane
Molecular function (GO): G protein-coupled receptor activity; oxysterol binding
Source: RefSeq, a predicted model, not a curated record
CACCACAUCCUGUUUCAGUUCUGUUGAACAGCCUUCUCUGUCAGCGUGAGAACAUAGAGCUGGUUAGAGGGUAGAAGUUGAAGUUCCGUGGCUGAGCAGCCAUAUGUAUAAUCACCUCUGGUGAGUAACGUGUUGUGUGUGUUUCUGACUGCACACAGUAUGCAAAAAGGACCUGUCAAACGCAUUGCGCAUUUAUACAAAGAAAAGGGAGGGUGUGAGCAGCUCUGGUAAAAGUGCAGGGGACACACUCUCUCACACACAUACCGUAUGCCCUGGCACUCACAAAAACCUUCUGACACUCACACCACCCUGGUUUCCUUCUCUGUGAAUAGUUUCUACCUGAUCCAUCAGAAGCUAAGAUGGCGUCUCAGGUUCCCUCUAACUCUACCAUGUCCGGGUCUGAGCCCAACAACCCCCUGUCCUCUCUCAACCGCCUGACCCUGGUGUCCAUCUACAGCCUGGUCCUGGUCAUUGGGAACAUCGGGUUGGCCCUGAUGAUCCACAUCCUCCAAUCCAACAUGAGAUCAGUCAUCACCAUCGCUUUGCUCAACCUCACCCUGGCCCACUUCCUGUUCCUGCUCACCGUACCCUUCAGGAUCUACUACUAUGCUGCUGGGUACUGGGGGUUGGGGAAGAUGCUGUGUAAGGUGGUCAGUGCCAUGAUCCACGUGCACAUGUACAUGGCUUUUGUUUUCUACGUGGUCAUCCUCGUCAUACGACUGCUGGGGUUCCAUAGCAAGAAGGAUCGCUACGAGUUCUACAGGAAGUUGCAUGCUUUUGGCGCCAGCGUGGCAGUGUGGGUGGUGAUGUUUAUGGUCAUUCCCCCCAUCCUUUAUUUCAAAUACGGCACUGAUGUCCACGAAAACACCACCGACAACAAGACAAACAAAAUGGCUGCCAAUGACUCCUACUGUUUCCAGUUCGGCAGUCACCUGGAAACCCACGUUGGUGCCGUAGUGCUGAAUUACAUCAUGAGCUCUGUGAUCAUCAUUGUGGCCUGUGUGAUGACAGCACUACAGUGUCAUGUCAUGGUCCUUCUGAACAGGAAGUACGGGCGAGACUGCUUGUCUCACCAGGAGUUCUCGGCUCAGCUGAAGAGCCUGGGUUUUGCUUUGGUGCUGCUGGUGUGUUUCGUCCCCUAUCACGUGUUCAGGAUGUACUACCUGAGAAACCUGCAGCUGCAGAACACUAAUGAGGUGUUCCUCAGUAUCACGGCCCUCAGCUGUUUCGACAUGCUUACCUUCCUAGGGAGGGGACACUGCUAUACGUGUAACAGAACACGGUCUGUGUGACCUUUUAAACAGUACUUUAGCGCCAUCUGCUGCUUAUUUAUAUAGCUACAUAUGUCUUACUGUGUACUUGACUAUGAUCUAUUUAUUAUCAUAUUGGAAUUUAAAAUAACUUGUGCCAAUGAUGUUUCUCUCUUUAUGUCGAUUUCAAUGUUUGCUAAAACUAUCUUUAAGGGCGAGAUCUGGCGACAUAUUGGU